GAGAUCGUGCUGGCCUACCUGUACCCGCGACUGGAUGCCAACGUGUCCAAGCAGCGGAAUCACUUGCUGAAGAGUCCGUUCGCUGUGCACCCCAAGACAGGACGUGUUUGUGUGCCUAUCGAUGUGGCCAACAUGGCAGCCUUCGACCCCUUCAAGGUGCCCACUCUCGGUCAGCUGCACGAGGAACUCGACUCCGACAAGGGCGCUACCAGCAUGAAUAAGUACGUGGACUUCUUCGAGUCCUCGUUCCUCAAGCCGCUGGCUCUGGCCGCCAAGCGAAAGCAGCGCGAAGCCCGCGAGAGCGACGCUGCCAUGACUGGCGACUGGUAGGUAGAAUGCAAAAUGUCGCUGCGAGUGAUAGAAGGCAGGUGGGGGCAGGCUCAAGCUAUAGCGGGUAAAUAUAUUCUGUGCCUCAACGGCGUAACUUUCUAGACCUGCCUGUAUUGUUGCUAUUGCGCUAGCUCUGAUCUGUUCGAUACCAUACCGUAUAACCUUACGUCCCACAGCGGAUGCAUUGGUCUAACUAGUUCGAUCCGCGGGCUGCUCUCGCCGCUUUGAAACGAGAAACUCGCUUGACCGGUUGCUGCAACAAAAAUUAAUAAUGCACACGAAGAUCAGGUAAGUGAGUCAACACUGGCAACAACCAACAUCACAAGAUGUACGUACAACUUCGCCAACAGGUUCCAGUGUCACCGUCUGGCCGGUGUAAUUAGAGCCCUGGAAACGUGACUGUCGAGGUUCAGCGAAGGAAGCUCCCGGUACAGACACUGGGGCCGGCACCUUUUCGGCGAUUUCGUGCUCCACGAUACUGCCGGAAAAUGCUGUCGACGCCGAAGAGGCCGACACAAACGAUGACGAAGAGGAUGCUGGCACUGGCGGCUUGAUUGACGGCGACGAUGCAGGCGCUGAGCUCGCGGUUGAUGGCUUAGGGACUGGCUUGGGCUUCGGCUCUGGUUUGUCCUCGUCCUGCACUCCACCAUUAGCCUUGGCUUUCGCCUUCUCCCGCAUCUGCUUGGCCUUUUCUUCUAGUUUCUCGUCGGUGGGGCACAGCUCCAUGGCGCGCUCGUAGGCUUCAGCAGCUUCCUCAAACUGUUCCAGUGCUGCGAGAGCGCACGCCCUGCGGUAGUGGCCCUUGACCCACGGUUCGUGCAAGGAGACGGCGACGUCCGAAUCAUCCAGCGCCAGCUUGUACUUCUUCAGACGAUGGUACGCCGCAGCGCGGUUGCCAUACAUAAUCUGCAAUGUGUGAAUAGGUCAGUCAAAGGCCUAGUUUAACACAAUGCAUCGCCGGAUCCAUGCAUACGUACGUGUGAUGUCGGGUCCAGCUCGAUAGCCUGCGAGUAGUACUGAGCGGCUGCCUGGAAGCGUCGACGAGAGAACGCCUCGUUGCCCUUGGCCUUGAGCGCAGCAGCCUGUGCCUCCGUCGACUCCUCCAGCUCCUGCUCCUUCGCCUUGUCCUCCCCCUCGGGGCUUUCGCCGGCAGCUUCGCGCGCCUCCAGGUCCUCCAUGCGCUUCAUCAUGUCGUCCCAGCUCCAGGCCGCCUGCUCCUGCUUGAGCCGCUCCUGCUCCUCCACCUCAAAGAACUCCUUGAUGUCUUCCUCCGUGGCGCGCGGCACGGGGCCCAGCUCGCUCUCCUCCUCCGUCUCCUGGAUCUCGCGGAUGUUCUCGUCCUCGUACAUCUUCUGCAGCUGCGCGACGCUGCGCACGUCCGUCUUCUUGGCGUCCAGCUCGCGCAGGUUUUCCUCCUGCGCCUCCAUCUGCUUACGCAGCGCUGUAGCAGCAGCAGCACAGCAGCCAGUAGCGUUAGUACCAUAAUCUCAGUCCCUCCUUUGGGUCGUCAUCAAAGCUCUCCACACCUUUCUUCUUGCGCUCAAUGGCCUCCACAGCCUGCGGAGCCGACCGCCAGGAGAAAUAGUCGUCACCCAGGUGGGCCAGCACCUCGUUGGAGCGCACGAUCUUGCCCGGCGCCAUGGCGCGCUUGCCCAGCGGCACCAUCACCCGGUGCGAGAGCUUCUUGGGCAGCUCCGCCAGCGUGUCGGCCACGGCGUCGUAGCGCUCCACCUGCGCCUGCAGCUGCGCCAGCUGCUCGCGCACGCUCUCCACGCGCUCCUGCAGCAGCCGCGCGUUCGCCGCCUCCGCCAUCACGCCCAGCGCCGCCAUCGUCGUCGUCGAGGAUCGAGCCUAACGUUAUUGAGCCUUUUGACCAGCCAAAUGUGGACUGGUCCCAUCCUACAAAUACUUCUAGAUUGACCCAACCUACAUAAGUAUGUAGACUGCUAUUCUCGGCUAAGUGCGAAGAUUGCUUCCUCAAUUUCCCCCGAGAACGCCAAUACACUGAGGAAGGCAGGCGAGAAGAUCGGGCGACAGGUACCAUGGCGGCGGGCGAGUGUCAGACGAGCAACACCAAGGACUACGACAACGAGGAGGAUGACCUGCUGGCCGGGCCGGAGACGGUGCUGGACGAGGGCGACAUCGCGCUGCUGAAGACGUACGGCCUGGGCCCGUACUCGCGCGUGAUCAAGCAGGUGGAGGACGACAUCAAGAAGGCGCAGAAGGCCGUGAACGACCUCAUCGGCAUCAAGGAGAGCGACACGGGGCUGAGCCUGCCCAGCCAGUGGGACCUCGUGAGCGACAAGCAGAUGAUGCAGGAGGAGCAGCCGCUGCAGGUGGCGCGCUGCACCAAGAUCAUCAACGCCGGCGAGGAGGACGCCAAGUACAUGAUCAACGUCAAGCAGAUCGCCAAGUUCGUCGUGGGGCUGGGCGAGAAGGUGGCGCCCACGGACAUUGAGGAGGGAAUGCGCGUGGGCGUGGACCGCACCAAGUACGCCAUCCAGAUCCCGCUGCCGCCCAAGAUCGACCCCACGGUGUCGCUCAUGACGGUCGAGGACAAGCCCGACGUGACGUACGACGACGUGGGCGGCGCCAAGGACGCGCUCGAGAAGCUGCGCGAGGUCGUGGAGCUGCCGCUGCUGCACCCGGAGAGGUUUGUGAACCUGGGCAUCGACCCGCCCAAGGGCGUGCUGCUCUACGGCCCGCCCGGCACGGGCAAGACGCUGUCGGCGCGCGCCGUGGCCAACCGCACGGACGCGUGCUUCAUCCGCGUCAUCGGCAGCGAGCUCGUGCAGAAGUACGUGGGCGAGGGCGCGCGCAUGGUGCGCGAGCUUUUCACCAUGGCGCGCUCCAAGAAGGCCUGCAUCGUCUUCUUUGACGAGGUGGACGCCAUCGGCGGCGCGCGCAGCAGCUCCGAGGAGGGCGGCACGGACAACGAGGUGCAGCGCACCAUGCUGCAGAUCGUCACGGAGCUGGACGGCUUCGACCCGCGCGGCAACAUCAAGGUGCUCAUGGCCACGAACCGUCCCGACACGCUGGACCCGGCACUCAUGCGCCCCGGCCGAUUGGACCGCAAGGUCGAGUUCAACCUGCCCGAGCUCGAGGGCCGCACGCAGAUCCUCAAGAUCCACGCCAAGAGCAUGAACUGCGACCGCGGCAUCCGCUUCGAGCUCGUGAGUCGGCUCUGCCCCAACACGACGGGCGCCGAGCUGCGCAGCGUGUGCACGGAGGCGGGCAUGUUCGCCAUCCGCGCGCGCCGCAAGUCCGUGAGCGAGAAGGACUUCCUCGAGUCGGUCAACAAGGUCAUCAAGGGCUACAAGAAGUUCUCGUCCACGCCCAAGUACAUGGUCUACAACUAGAUCGGGCGCUCGGCUCGCGCAGCGGCGAGCAGCCGGACACAGCAGGCUAUCAUCGUUGCGCGCGGCGGCGGUAUCAGCGAGGCUUUAAUAAAUACACACGCUUACUGCAGCAUUGAAAACCCCACCUCGCCUCACCUCACUCACCCCAGCAUGAAUGUUGCCGUCGUUGAAGUGCCCUCGUGCAGUGCAGGCUAAAACGGAUCCUCUCUGUACAAACCGGGGCAUCCGACAAUACACAAGUCAGUCUCAGAAACGGCCAGCAGCACAGCAGCAGCAAUGGCGUCGUCGUCGUCGGUCGCGCAGCCUGCGCCGGCGAAGCUCAAGACGCGCUCCGAGUUCUCCGUGACGCUGGAGGUGGCGCCCUCCGCUGCGACGUCGUUCUACCGCUACGAGUACAAGGAGGCGGGCUCGACGUGGGAGCAGGGCGCGCAGACCGUGGACGCGGCCGUGGGCGCCUCUGAGGUGGUGCUGGAGGACCUCAACCCCACGAGCACGUACGAGGUGCGCAUCUACGAGGUGGCCAAGGCUGCAGACGGCAAGGAGAGCGUGUCGAAGCCCAGUGAAGUCGCCGCCGUGGACACGGAAGUGCCCGGGUGCGGCCCGGACUCGGGCCAGGGCUGCUUGUGCACGAUCCAGUGAGCGGAGACCAGGCCAGACCAGUCCGACGUGACGCUGGAAGACAACAAGAGCAACAUCCAUAACACUAUUGCAGCACAUCUGUUCAUAUUCACACAGACCCCGUUGUCCCCGCACUUACACACCGCGUACAGCAGGAGUCUCCUGGAGGUCCUUGGCAUUUCCUGCUUCUCUGCCCGGCAGCUUCUUGCAUGUCGGGCUCCGUGCCAGCGACGUGAGGCUGAGGUGUGGAG
Molecule: messenger RNA, 4558 nt
Organism: Phytophthora sojae
Lineage: Eukaryota; Oomycota; Peronosporomycetes; Peronosporales; Peronosporaceae
Exons: 1
Coding region: 2373-3689 (438 amino acids)
Biological process (GO): proteasome-mediated ubiquitin-dependent protein catabolic process
Cellular component (GO): proteasome regulatory particle, base subcomplex
Molecular function (GO): ATP binding; ATP hydrolysis activity; proteasome-activating activity
Source: RefSeq, a predicted model, not a curated record